Messenger RNA from Macrobrachium nipponense, 1639 nucleotides. RefSeq names its product lactosylceramide 4-alpha-galactosyltransferase-like. The record is from RefSeq and is a predicted model, not a curated record. The transcript has 7 exons. Bases 231 to 1406 code for a protein of 391 amino acids. NCBI's taxonomy places the organism in Eukaryota, Metazoa, Arthropoda, Malacostraca, Decapoda, Palaemonidae. Gene Ontology annotation, molecular function: hexosyltransferase activity. Gene Ontology annotation, biological process: glycosphingolipid biosynthetic process.
AGGUGUGGCGUUCGAUUUUCGCUUAGCUGACAAGUGGUAGAAAUAUUUUCGAGAGGUUACGACGCCAUUAUAACCAUAUAUUCUGAUUUAGUGCUCUAAGUGUCAUUUAGCUGCUAGAUCAGAGGUGGAAUACAUAAAAAAAAUAUUCACAUUUGUGUUUGUAUUGUGUUUGCAUUGUACAGCCUCUGUAGAAAGGACUGAGGGAGGCCUGCUCGCCAUCCGAAGUCACAAUGAGACUGAAAGAGAGCAAAGAGGCCUUCCAAAUUCACAGGCUUGCGAAAUCGAGGAGGUUCUUAGGAAUACUGUUCGUCGUUGGGAUGAUCUACGGUUUUGUCUCUUAUGAUCUCGUCCAUAAGAAGAAGCAACGCCAAGGAAGGCUCGAAGUGCACCUCGACUCGACUUCGAGUAAUGCUUCUCAUCUGUCCUCCUUCGAGCAGAACUACAUCAUGCAAGGAAAUGUCAGCUGGAGUGGGGAACUUCAGUGCCCAUCCCAAGGGACUGAAAUCGGCUCUUCUUUCUUACGGCUCAAGAACUUCAUGGAGGAUGGAGAAUGGAGGGAAGAAGGUGCCUUCAACAUCUUCCUGACUGAGACAUCGUGCAGUUCGAGGCCGAACUACCGUGCCUGGUGCAGCGUAGAGAGCAUGGCUCACGAAAACCCCGAGGGGCUAGUAUGGUACGUGAUGACGUCACCAGAAGUCGACCUUCAAGACGGCCUGGUGAAGCAACUUCUCGGUAGACACAAGAACUUGAGACUCGUCACCGCGAACUUGAGUGAGAUAUUCGACGGGACGCCCCUCCAGGAACUCUACCAUUCGGGAGCCUGGAAUUCCGAUACCAAAUGGCCAGCAGCUAAUCUGAGUGACAUGCUGCGCUUGGCCAUCGUGUGGCUGGCUGGAGGCUUCUACAGUGACACUGACGUCAUCUGCAUCUCUCCACUGACUGGACUGCGGAACGUCAUAGGAUUGGCCGAGUACAAUUUGGUCAACGGGGCUAACUUCCACUUCGACAGACACCACCCCAUGCUGGAGUACUUCAUGGUCCAUCUCAAUGACCAUUUUAAUCCCUACGUCUGGGGAGAGAAUGGCCCUCGGACAGUGUCAGCAGUCCUCAGAGACGUCUGCAAAGAAGAUGUCCUUUUCCAGGAUCUGGAAUGCGAAGGAGUGCGAAUCCUGUCCCACGCGGCUUUCAAUCCAGUUCAGCCAAAUGGCAGAGUGCUGCUGUUUCAGAGGACCCAGGAGAAGAAUAUAAGAAAGAGGUUCCCGUACUCUUACGCAAUCCACUUCUGGAACAGAAUGACUCACAGUCAACCGGUUUUCAAGAACACGGAUUCAGUCUACGAUCUCGCUGCCGCGUCGUUCUGUCCAAUAAGCAGACGAGCGGCGACACAAAAUUCACCCUAUUACUGAGUCUGUGUAUCUCAUGUUUACUACAUGUGACCAACAAUUAAAUCUGUUUACUACAAGUGACCAGCAAAUAAAUCUGUUUACUACAAGAGACCAGCAAAUAAAUCUGUUUACUACAUGUUACCAACAAUUAAAUCUGUUUACUACAAGUUACCAACAUAUAAAUCUGUUUACUACAUGUUACGAACAAUUAAAUCUGUUUACUACAAGUUACCAACAUAUAAAUCUGUUUACUA